ACAGUCAGCUGAGAUGGUCUGUUGGUCACAAACAGACACAUUAAGAGAGAAAGUGAUUCAGCGUUUUAGUCAUUUCGAACUCGUCUCUAGAACAGACAUGUCUGAGAACAUUUACAGCAAUGAGAUGAGCAUCGAGGAGCUGAACAGUGGAGAUAAAGUGGAGAUGAUGGUGGAGAUCUACGAGAGCACAGACACUAUUAGAGACCAUGACCACAACACAGAGGUGAAGGGUGGUGAACCAGAGGAAACCAAACUAAAGAGGAAGCCGCAAACAGAACAGGGAGGAGAUACCCAUACAGCAGAGAGCAGGCGAUACAGACUGGCUGCAGUGGGUUUGGUUCUGCUGUGUGUUCUCCUGCUGUUGACCAUCAUACUGCUGUGCAUUAGGCUCAACAACCUGACUGGAGAGAGAAACCAGUUACAGGCCAGCUACACCAGCAUGACUGCCGACAGAGACCAGCUACAGACCAACUACACCAACAUGACUGCAGAGAGAGAUCAAAAUAUAAAAUGGCUUUCAGCAAUGGUUAACUACACCCUGCAGGAGUGGUGGGUCUUCAACACCAGCCUUUACUAUGUCUCUACUCUGAAGAAGAGCUGGACUGAGAGCAGAAACGACUGCAGACAGAGAGGAGCAGAUCUGGUGAUCAUCAACAGCAGAGAAGAACAGGAGUUCAUUAAAAAGCUGAACAACAACAAAGUCUGGAUUGGUCUGAAUAAAACAGAGGGGGUCUGGAAAUGGGUGGACGGAUCAGAACUGAUCACUGGGUUCUGGUACUAUGGAAAACCCAACAAUUACAGAGAUGAGGACUGUGUUAUAACUGGUUAUGUGUUUGAUACUGACAAGAACUGGUUUCAGUAUUCCUGUAGUGCCCCUUAUUUUGGGAUCUGUGAGAGAAGCAUAUUUAACUGAGUUAGUAAAUGUGUGGACCAAAACCACCGCACCGAGACCCACAAGAGGAGGUGUGAUCCGACCUCAAUAUCCCCCAACUGUUAAAUAUACUCCUCAGUUUGAUCUAAUCGGCUGUUCAGGUGCAGUUUAACCUGAUUUGUUACUUAAUGCCAUUUCUGCUGCUGCUCAAUGCUAAGCUGUUUUCAGCCUGGAAGCAGUCUGUUUACUUUCUUGUUCUGUCCCAGACAGCUCUGACCAAUAAUCUGAGACGACGUGCUUGUUUGGUUUAUUGUGAUGUGUUUUGUUGCACCUGCUUUUUUUCUUGUGUGAAAACAAACCAAACCAAUGGGGAAAAUGCGUUAAAACAGCCUUAGUGUAUGAAUCUGAGAUGUAGUGGUACCAUAUUCGUUUUAUAUAUACAUUGUACAAGCCUGCAUUUUAUUAAACUAAAAGAAAAGCGUGUUCAAACAUCCAAAACUGAUUUUCUAUUUAGGGUUUUUUCAAUUGCUCUUCUUCUUCUUUUUUUUUUUUAGAAUUUUGGGUUUUAAUCUCAUCAUACUCUUAGAAUUAACCAAUAUUCACUAAAAACUAAUUUAAAAUGCUGUGUAAUCCAAGAAAAUUCUUAAUCCCCAUCUGUUAAACUUAACUUCGAAUCAUACCUAAUUCUUUCCCCUUUUAUGCAUCAUGGACUAAGGGACCUAUUUAAGCUCUUACAGAGUAUAUAAGAUUGCAGGUUGAAUUAGCAUAUUAUGGGAUUGGGCCCAAUGGGGCAUUGGUUGGGUAUGUAAAGAUUAAUUUCUAAAUGUUUAUGUUUAUGUAUUUUUUAUUUAAUGCAUUUACAAAUGAACAAAUAAAGUGUGCAGAAAUUCAGCAUUGUUGAUUGUUGUUGAUUUCAUAAAAA
Molecule: messenger RNA, 1793 nt
Organism: Astyanax mexicanus (Mexican tetra)
Lineage: Eukaryota; Metazoa; Chordata; Actinopteri; Characiformes; Acestrorhamphidae
Product: C-type lectin domain family 17, member A-like
Exons: 6
Coding region: 14-913 (299 amino acids)
Biological process (GO): cellular response to molecule of fungal origin
Molecular function (GO): (1->3)-beta-D-glucan binding
Source: RefSeq, a predicted model, not a curated record